This is a messenger RNA of Vitis vinifera (wine grape), 496 nucleotides long. RefSeq lists its product as uncharacterized. Lineage: Eukaryota; Viridiplantae; Streptophyta; Magnoliopsida; Vitales; Vitaceae. The transcript has a single exon. The record is from RefSeq and is a predicted model, not a curated record. Bases 1 to 465 code for a protein of 154 amino acids.
AUGUUAGAUCAUCAACGCUUGAAUGAUUUAGUGUACAUUAAGUAUAAUCGAGCGUUGAAGAGAAGAUACAAUGAACGUAACACCAUUGACCCAAUUUCCUUGAAAGAUAUAGAUGAUAGCAAUGAAUGGUUGAUAGGGAGAAUGGAAGAUGAAGAUUCUCAUGGAGGUGCACAAGAUGAUUUUGUAUUUGAUGAUGAUAAUUUGACAUGGGGUGAUGUUGCUAGAGCUGCUGGAGCUGAGAAGGCCAGGUUUGAUACUAGAGCUAGGGCUAGAGCAAGCUCAAGCAUAAUACCACCAACAAGGGGGAUAGCUUCAAGUUCUAGAACUUUGCCUUCUCAUUCACUAAUAAAUGAAGAUGAAGAUGGAGACAUGGUUGAUUCAGCAGAUGAAGAAGAUGGGGAAGGCUACAAAUGUGGUGAUGGAAAUGAUGAUGAUGAUGAUUUUGUUGAUUUAGAGGAGGAGUGAUGAUUGCUUGUUGUGGACAAAUUUGUGAUUU